UUUAGUUGUCAAAAUAAAUUUGUAUAACUACGCGAUUUUUCAUAUACGUGCAAGUUUUAGGGACUGGAAAAUAGGUUAAAAAUCGAAUUAACCGUGAUAUAUUUGGACGCUGAAUCGGAUGGAAAAUUGAAGUGCACAAACAAGAAGUGAAAAUUAUGCAAAAUCGCACCUGGGAAGGAUGUAAACAAAUACACCUGGGGUGAAUGAGAAGAAGAAGCAGGAAUAAAACGUGUAGCUAUUUUUGCGCUUAUGUGUUGGAAUUUUUGCUAUUAGGCGCGUUUCAGCAGCUGCUGGAGCUGAAAAAAUAAUUUAAUAUAAUAAUUUAGCGCAUAGCCAAGUAAAAAUAAAACAAAUAAACUUAGAUAUACAUCUCUCCAGUUUAGCGUACACGUUCUUCGUUGGUUUUGGUGACUCGGUGCGUGAAACAGUAGUUUUGUUAACCUUGUAACUGCAUUACAAUAGAAUACGAUUACAAAUGUGGUUUCGUUAGAGCUUUUUUUAUAUUUGAACCAAAUUUGUCUUUGUAAACACGAAGGGCAAACAAUAUUAAUGCUUGGUGAAAAACGGUGACGAGAAGCAGUAGAAAUUGUUUUAGAUUGUUCGAAAAUGAGCUCUCCCAUCGUUACUCGUCGUGGUGCGCAAAAAGCUAAAAUACAAACUCGUGCAAUGGUCAAAUCUGCAGUCACAGCUAGCAAGCCGAGCGCAGCGCUACUUGAAGCUAAACGCAAAGCAAAAUUACUUAAAAUGGAAGAGCAAAACCAACAGGAUCAAGUUGUGAAAGAUAUUUUCCAAAAUGCUGUAAGCGCUAAAUCAAUUGUACAAAUGCCAACUGGCAUUGUUUACGAUGAAUCUAUGGCACAGCAUCGCUGCCUUUGGGAUGAUAAUCACCCAGAAAGGCCAGAACGAUUCGUUCGAGUACUGGAGAGAUGCAAAGAACUGCAACUAAUUGACCAGUGUAAGAAAAUUCCAUCACGCCGUGCUACAAAAGACGAAGUACUUCUACUGCAUAGCUCCGACCACUAUGAACUUCUACAGCAGACUUCGGGUGUGCAAGAUGAAACGGCAAUGGAAGAUCUGAGCUCGAAAUUCGAUUCAAUUUACUUACAUCCGUCCACAUUUGAAUUGUCUCUAUUGGCCACAGGUUGCACCAUUGAUUUAAUUGAGAACAUAAUUUCCGGUAAUGUGCAGAAUGGCAUAGCUAUUAUUCGACCACCGGGUCAUCAUGCGAUGAAAGCUGAAUUCAAUGGUUACUGUUUCUUCAACAAUGUGGCAAUUGCAACGCAAUACGCUUUGGACAUUUUGAAGUUAAGUAAAAUAAUGAUUGUGGAUUGGGACAUACAUCACGGACAAGGCACACAGCGUUUCUUCUACAAUGAUCCUAGGGUUCUUUACUUUUCCAUUCAUCGCUUUGAACAUGGCACCUUCUGGCCUAAUCUUAAGGAAUCCGAUUUUGAUGCCAUCGGCUACGGCAACGGCAUGGGUUACAAUUUUAAUGUACCAUUGAAUAAAACUAAAAUGGGCAAUGGCGAUUACUUGGCCAUUUUCCAACAAUUAUUAAUACCCGUGGCCAUAGAAUAUCAACCAGAAUUGAUUAUUAUAUCGGCGGGUUAUGAUGCAGCCUUGGGCUGUCCCGAAGGCGAAAUGGAGGUCACACCCGCAUUCUAUGCUCAUAUGCUGAAUUCUGUAAUGAAGUUAGCUCAAUCACGUGUCGCCGUCGUCUUGGAAGGUGGCUACUGCCUUGAUUCGUUAUCGGAGGGUGCAGCACUCACGCUGCGUACAUUGUUGGGUGGCACCUGCCCUACACUGGUGGAGAAGUUGGAGCCACCAAGCGAAGUUAUACAAGACACAAUACUCAAUUGCAUUUAUGCGCACCGUCCAUACUGGCGUUGUCUGCAAAUUCAGCCAGUAUAUACCAUGGAGGAGCUGAAUAAUGUGAAUCCCCAGCCAAAGUUGCACAAAGUUAGUCGACUAUUCAUUGGCGGCAAACCUCUGCCAGAACGUUUCCCAACCAGAGGCACAGCGCCGGUAACACAACCCGAAGUUGUGGCACAAAAUGAGAAACGUUUAAGAUUUCUUAAAAAUGAAACAAAAUUGUUGGCACCGAAAAUACGCGUAUGCUACGUCUACGAUGAGCUUAUGCUGCAGCAUUGCAACUCUUUUGAAGACGGCCAUCCAGAACAGCCAGCACGCAUUAAACGCAUUUAUGAAAUGCAUAAAGACUACAAGCUCACAGAACGCAUGGAACAAUUGCCAACACGAGCAGCAACAACAGAUGAGAUUUGCCUGGCGCAUACGCGUGCGCAUGUGAAUUUUAUACGGCGCAUAAGUGACAAAGAUGAACUGCAGGGAAUGGGCGAGAAGUACAAUUCAGUUUACUUUCACCCGAAGACUUUCGAUUGUGCCACACUGGCAGCGGGCUCAGUGCUGCAAGUGAUCGACAAAGUGCUGCGUGGCGAUGCGCGCAGUGGUGUCUGCAUUGUGCGGCCGCCAGGUCAUCAUGCCGAAUCUGAUGUGCCACACGGCUUUUGCAUUUUCAAUAAUGUUGCAAUUGCUGCGCAGUAUGCCAUUCGAGAUCACGGUUUGAAGAGGGUUUUAAUAAUUGACUGGGAUGUACAUCAUGGCAAUGGUACGCAACACAUCUUCGAGUCGCAAUCGAAUGUUCUCUAUAUCAGCAUACAUCGCUAUGACAAUGGCACAUUCUUCCCAAAGAGUAAAGACGCUGACUUCGAUGUUGUAGGCAAGGGCGCUGGUGUGGGCUUUAACGUGAAUAUACCGUGGAAUAAGAAAGGUAUGGGCGAUAUGGAGUAUGCGAUGGCUUUCCAACAACUUGUUAUGCCCAUCGCCUAUGAAUUCGAUCCGGAGUUGGUAUUGGUGUCAGCUGGUUUUGAUGCCGCCAUCGGCGAUCCACUUGGCGGCUGUAAAGUGACACCCGAAGCCUAUGGACUUUUCACACAUUGGCUUUCAGCUUUAGCCGGCGGACGUAUCAUAUUAUGCCUAGAGGGUGGCUACAAUGUCAAUUCCAUUUCCUACGCAAUGACAAUGUGCAGCAAGUCGCUGUUAGGUGAUCCCAUUCCAGCCAUACAAGUGAAUGGCAAUGUUACACGUGGCCUUAGUGCGGCAUACACAAGCUGUUUGGAAACCAUACAGAAUUGCUUGAGUGUGCAGCAACGUUAUUGGAAGAGUUUGGUGUUCAACAAGCGGUUGCCACAAUUUGCGGGUGAAAACAACAAUGAGGAUUUUCUUUCUGCUACUAUGAAAAAUUUAGAUAUCAACACGGGUGACACGAAAAGCGUACUUGGUUGUGAAAACGUCGCCGAUGCAGAGGUGACAUUGGAACCGAGCGGCAGUAAGCCGAAGGUAAAAGUUAAAACCCUAACCGAAUUUCUCACCGAAAAUUUAGAGGCUUUGCAAAGUAACGAAAUGUUCGCCGUUGUUCCAUUAAAAACAUGUCCUCAUUUAAAACAAUUGCGCCCUGAGGAGGCGCCGAAAACCAUAGAUAUCAAUGCCCCAUGCGAAGAAUGCUCAUCAGCGACCGAGAAUUGGAUAUGUUUGAGCUGUUACAAAAUACUUUGCGGUCGUUAUGUUAUGGAACAUAUGCUUUUGCACAGCAUCGAAACAGCACAUCCCAUGGCACUUAGCUUCAGUGAUUUGUCCGUUUGGUGCUAUCCUUGCGAGGCAUAUAUUGAUAAUAGUAAAUUGCAUAUAUAUAAAAAUCUACUACAUCUACAUAAGUUCGGCGAGGAUAUGGCAUGGUCGUAUCCAGAUAAAUUUAGCAAUAGUAACCACGAUGAUGACGACGAAGAUUAUGAUGAAGACGAUGAGUUUGAUGCAAAUACAUUUACCAUUCAGCUUGACCACAGCAACUGACAGUGUCUGUUGUUACUGUUGAAGACAGUGCAAAAUUAUUUAUGUACUUCAUUUCCACCAUUGCGACAUGUUUUCCAUUUUAUUACCCAGUAUCUUUGGCCGUUGUUUUAUCGCCUUUACUUUAAAUUGAUGUAUUACUUUUUAUCAAGUUGAUGAUUUAUAUAUUAGUUGUAAACAUAUGUAAAUCCACUUGUAUUGACUACAAGGACUUGAAUGGUCUAUAAGUUUUUAUUAACAAAACAAAAUUAUACAACUAACCAAAGACUUGGCAACAGAAAUUAAAUCAAAUCACAUAAACAAAUGCACUAUUUGUAUUGUGAGCUGGCUAGUUUAAGUAUGGCUCUGAAGAAUGUUGGCUGAAAAAUAUGAAUGUAUACGCGUCUGCAAUACCAAUUUCAUUGUUAACUAAUGCAACUAACUUUUUCGAAGUUUUAGUUAAGUUGUUAAGAGAAUUUCAUAAAACUCAAACUACUAUAUUAUUACACUAUUAUAACGUAAUGUUUAAUUAUUAUUUACAAACAAAAUAGUUGAUUAAUUUACCUUAUACAAAACCUGCAAAUAUAUAUUCUUAACUAAACAAAUUGGGAUAUACACAUGUUCAUACGUACGCGUGUAUAUACAUAUCGUCGUUUAAA
Messenger RNA from Rhagoletis pomonella (apple maggot), 4502 nucleotides. It is a transcript of the gene HDAC6, whose product is annotated as histone deacetylase 6. Lineage: Eukaryota; Metazoa; Arthropoda; Insecta; Diptera; Tephritidae. The transcript has 12 exons. Gene Ontology annotation, biological process: chromatin organization. Gene Ontology annotation, cellular component: histone deacetylase complex. The record is from RefSeq and is a predicted model, not a curated record. Bases 607 to 3867 code for a protein of 1086 amino acids. Gene Ontology annotation, molecular function: histone deacetylase activity; zinc ion binding.